AUGUGGGGUGCAAAGCUAAAACCCUUGCUUCCUGCUUCUCCCCUUCUCUCCUCUCUUCAUUUCACUCCCAGGAAGUGCUUCAUUCUUGGCAAUCCUUCGUUCUCAGCGGUAGAGGAGGGAAAGCAGUACGGCGUGAUAGUGAUAGGGGCGGGGCACGUGGCGGCCCGUCAUUCUCAGCGGUGGAGGAGGGCGAGCAACGGCCCAGCAUUCUCAGCAGUGGAGGAGGGCGAGCAGUACGAUGUGAUAGUGAUAGGCGCGGGGCAUGCGGGGUGUGAGGCAGCAUUGGCAUCCGCCAGGCUGGGCGCCAGGACGCUGCUGCUCACUCUGUCUCUUGACAAGAUCGCAUGGCAGGUGGGUGGAAUAGAAGCAUGGGGUGGCGGGCGGGGCAUGGGGGGUGUGAGGCAGCUCUGGCGUCCGCCAGGCUUCGACUCAAAAGCCAUUCCCAUCCUCCACACUCUUCCGCCUCCCCCUUUUACCGCCAUCCUCUGCCAGCCUUGCAACCGGGGGAUACGGACGGCCAAGUCACAAUCGGUGCGUGAGGCAAACGCUCUGGUUCCCCCCCCUCGUCCCCUUUCCCCGCUUUUUCCCCCCGUUUCUCCUUCCCUCCCUCCCCUUCUGCAGCCGUGCAACCCAGCAGUGGGGGGUCCGGCCAAGUCACAGUUGGUGCAUGAGACAGACGCCCUGGGAGGGGAGAUUGGCAGGAUGACGGACAGGUGCUACGUGCAGAAGCGUGUGCUCAACCGGUCGCGGGGGCCAGCGGUGUGGGCUUUAAGGGCGCACCCCCAUUCUUCCUGCACCUUUCCCCACCCUCCUCACUCCUCUCCACCCCUCCCCACCCCUCUUCUACCUCUCAGGUGUUACAUGCAGAAGCGAGUGCUGAACCGGUUGUGCUGGCCAAUAGGGUGCUACGUGCAGAAGCGAGUGCUCAACCGGUCACGGGGGCCGGCGGUGUGGGCUUUAAGGGCGCAGACGGACAAGCGGGAGUACAGCGAGGAGAUGAGGAAGGUGGUGGAGAAGUGA
This is a messenger RNA of Closterium sp. NIES-65, 1020 nucleotides long. The record is from the annotation of a GenBank genome assembly. NCBI's taxonomy places the organism in Eukaryota, Viridiplantae, Streptophyta, Zygnematophyceae, Desmidiales, Closteriaceae.